GCAAAAGGCUAUCCUUACAACAUAAAAGUGCAAUUUUGGUGUGAACCUGCAUUAAAAAAAAAAUUACGAAUUAUAAUCGAGAUGGCAAGCCUGAAGUGUAUAAUUGUGUUAACGAUUGUGUUAUGCGCAAGCUCAGCAUUAGCCCGACCAGGAUAUGCACUGGAUUAUUAUAACCAUCCCAAAUACGCCUUCAACUAUGGUGUAGCCGAUCACACAACUGGCGACGUGAAGUCACAACAUGAAACACGCGAUGGCGACGUUGUCAAAGGUCAAUAUUCGCUCGUCGAACCUGAUGGCUCUAUUCGCACUGUGGACUACACUGCCGAUGCGAUAAAUGGUUUCAACGCAGUGGUAACUAAAUCUGGGCCCACAGUACAUGCGCAAGCGCUCGUUCCCGCACCACAUUACGAACCGGCUGCAGUGGUGAAACAUGUAGCGCCAGCGCCCAUAGGGCCCGCACCAGCGCCGUACGGCAUUGACACAUAUCGCAUGGUGAAGUUAUUGCGCCGCCACGCCCACAUCAACAAUAAUCAAGUGCUCAGAUUUCGCCCAGACGAUGGUUAUGCAGACUAUGAUGAUGAUUGCGAUGCUCAUAAUUAUUAUUGCUAA
This is a messenger RNA of Rhagoletis pomonella (apple maggot), 609 nucleotides long. RefSeq names its product cuticle protein 19-like. The record is from RefSeq and is a predicted model, not a curated record. Gene Ontology annotation, cellular component: extracellular matrix. The transcript has 4 exons. Bases 82 to 609 code for a protein of 175 amino acids. NCBI's taxonomy places the organism in Eukaryota, Metazoa, Arthropoda, Insecta, Diptera, Tephritidae.